CUGUAGGGAACUUCAGUUGGAGGGGUAGUGUAUAAACAUAUAAAUUUACUUAUUUAUCGGUUUUUCUUUAUAAAAACAUUCUAAAAAAAAUUUUAUAACUGUAAAAGCAUACAUGUUUUUUAAAAUAACCUUAUUAUUGAGGGAAAACUGAAUUUAUAGCUGAGGAGGGCUGAUGGGAAGAGUGCUUUGGGGUCCAGAUUACUAGUUUAGCCAAGCUAUUAUGACCCUUGUUUUUGUAAGGAUUUGGUCGCCAUCUUUAGGUUAGAGGUUUAUUUUGUAAAUAAUCGGUUUGGCUUUUGUCAUAUCGGAGUUAUUAAAGAUGUAACAAGUUUAGUUAGUGAUGCGUUUUGACGCGGUAUUUUCAAUUUCUUAAAAAUUGUAAAGUAAAAACUUGAAACGUGAGUGUAGUGAAACUAUGUUCUCUGUUUUACAACUCCCCCAUACAACUGGUAUUAAUUACAGAAAAAGAUGAAGCCUGGGGGAGGACCGCCUGAGGCACAAACUAGCUUAGUAGUUCAACUAAAUCCAUAUGGGGCUGCCGGUGGUGGUGGCAGAGGGGCUAUCGUUCCACCGAGGAGCCAAGCCCGACACAAGCUACCGAUGUCCCCUACUGGGCCAAGGAUCCUCCCGGCCAGGAACAUCUCCGCUCUUGCUAGACCUCUACCAAAGCUCAUGUCAAGCCCUAAAAAGAAAACUGAAGAAGAAGAAAUUGAAGGAAUUGUAGAGAGGAGGCCGAAGUAUUAUAAACACCUUCCCUUAAACUAUCAGUAUGUUCUUCAAGAUCACAAUUAUUGUGCCCCAAUUCCUUCACCCACAUCGUUAAUCUCUCCGAAAAUAGCAGGGCCUACUCAUCCUAAUGGCAUUUCUCUGCCUAAUGGAAUUAGACAGCCACCUCUUGCUCCGCCUACACCCAUUUUUAGAACAGGUUACACGAGAGGUGUGACCCCUGAAGCGAGGAAUGUAAGUGUGAAGGAAGAAGAAUCUGAUAUAUCUUCAGAUGGUGAAAAUGCCACUGGUAACACAGAGGAUGGUGAAGAAACAGAGACAGCACCAGAAGAUGAAGAUUCUGUUACGAGAUGUAUAUGUGAGUUCCAGCAUGAUGAUGGCUAUAUGAUAUGCUGUGAUAAAUGCCUAGUUUGGCAACAUGUUGAUUGCAUGGGUAUUGAGAGAGGGAAUAUACCAGAAGAAUACAGGUGUGAAGAAUGUGAACCUAGGAAAGUUGACAAAGCACGGGCUAUAAGGCUUCAACUUUCUAAAAGAAGUCAAUUCAAUGAUUCCUCAGAUUCUCUCGAGUCCUCCUCGGCUAAUACCCCUCCUAGCAAGACUGGCCGUAAUAACUCCAACAAUGCAGGAAAUACUAAUGCACGGAAAAAUAGUACUACCACAAGGACAGUUGCCCGUAAAAGAGGAGAACGGGGGACUAAUAGUGUUGGAACAGCCAGUGGAAGUAGUGCUAGUGGAACUAAGUCUGGAAGAUGGAGAGCCAAUGCUGAAGCUAAAAGAGGGAAAUAUACUAAACCCACAGCCAAACUAAAGCCAAAAAAGACUCUCACUAAGAAAAGAGAGGCUCCUGCUGAAAAGAAAGAUGUUGCUGCCACCCCUGUUCCUGAGCUAAGAUCCCCUUCUCCGGGCGAAAAUAUUCACCAGUUAAGGCAAUGGAUUGACUCCUAUGAAGAAGCAGUUACAAAUCACUAUUCCCAAGAAUUACGAGCUAGGAUAUCUGCUAUCAAAGUGAAUGGCUUACAUUCAGAGUUACGUUUAGGUGGUUCAGUUUCUGCAACUCCUAAGUCUAAAGUUUCAUUGUUACCAUCUGGUCUUAAGAUACUUGUGACCACUGCCUUCAUUCCAUCAAAUCAAGCAAUUAUUGAAGUUCGUGGGAAAUAUAUGCUUGCAAAGGCGACUGUAACGCAAGGAAAUGGAAAACAGUUUAUUUUUCAUCAUCGUUUAAAUGGUCCUGGUUCUGAAGUUACUGAAGUCCAAGUGGAUGCUACGACGUAUGGAAAUGAUGCAAGGUUCAUCAGAUCUUCUUGCAGUCCUAAUGCUGAGAUACGCCAUUGUAUAGAAAAAGGCACCCUCCAUUUAUACAUCGUGAGUACUGUUUCUAUUGAGGCUAAAACAGAAAUAACUCUUCCUCAUCGACCUGGCAGCACAAAUUGUGCUUCUGGGGAUAAAUGCAGUCUCUCUUCCCAAUCCAUGAAUGAUAAAAGACGACGAGGCAGGCGACGAACCCUUUCAGAAAGUUCUACUUCUACGAAGUCAUCUUCAUUAAGCCUAAAUAACAAUAAUAAUAAUAAUAACAAUAUUACUAAAGAACCUGUGGGAGCAUCCAAAAGGCCAGCUCCUGCGCCGUUGUCCCCAGAACCAACUGUGAUUCAACCUAAGGCAUCGAAAACUAUUGUUAGUGCACCAUCACCUCCUUUAACAAGAGAAUCGUCUAAUACCAAAGCCACUAGAGGCCAAGUAAGUUCAAGGCGUGCCACAACACCUGCUGCCAAAAGUGAAGAAAGGAAAAGAAAUCCUGCAAUCAGUCCUCCGAAAAAACAUGAUGGCAAAUUGACAAGAGAAGAAAGGAAAAUGGAGGCUAUUAUGAAAGCAUUUGAAAGAUUAGAAAAAGAUGAACAGAGGAAACAGUUGACUUCUGGUACUGGAUCAGGAAGAGUCAGAAAGUCUUCAAGUUCUCUUUCACCUGUCAGAGAAAAACAUGAGAAACCGCAGAUGCGGAAAAAAUUCAGAGAAACAAGGUCUUCUAAAACACUGAGACCAAGAAGGAAUACUGUGUCUAAAACCCAUGGUUCUGGAUCUCAGCCAGUUAGAAGGACAACAAGAAGAAGAGCACAAUCUGAGGAAACUGACACAGAUGAAAGUGAAAGUGCUUCAGUCGGCGGAUCAGCUCCUAGUUCUCCUCGUACCCCUCCAAUUCCUGACAAUCCUGUAUAUGAAGCUGCUACUCCGAUUAAGGAUGAUAAUGCAGUUGUGCAUGAACCUGUCAACUCAAGUGAAUCUGAAUCAACACCUCCACCUGCAGUAUCUAACGCUUGCUUGUUAGUUGCUGCGGCUGUUGGUCCUUUAGCUCCAGGAUUUAAGUUUCCCAAGACAAAGAAGAAUCUACUUAAUUCGUGGUUUGGAUCUAAUGAACUGAAUAAUGAAGAGGUAACGCAACGCCCCGGAUUGGCUCCUUUAUUAGACUGUGCUAAGAAGAGAUGGCUGCGGCAGGCUAUAUCUGAGGAUUCUGAUUCUCCUAAGCAUGAAACAGGGGUAUCGUCACCUACCGAUUUGGCUGCUCCUCUUAAAAAGAGGCGGUUUGCCAGGGAAAGUAUGUCUUCUGAAAUGUCCUAUACGCCUCCUGCUACACCUCAGGCUGUAGAUUCUCAAAUUCAGAUCUAUGAAUAUGAUGACAACUCCAUGGAACCACAUGAAUCCAGUGGUGGAGUGACCCCUCAGCGUGACACUCUAAAUGAUUUUGAACAACAGCCUCUAGGAGGCCCGAAAACACCACCAUCAUCUAUUUCUGACACAUUACCUUCACCAUUACAACCACCUAACAAACCUCCUUCCCCGGAAAGUAGCGAAGAUGACAAAGAAAAGAACAGCUUUAAAAUGAAAGAAGAAGCUAAUAGAGUCAAAAGAAAGUUAUCCAUCUCUGAAUAUCGUGAACGGGUGAAAUCCAAUCCACCAGCCAAGUCAAUUAUUGAAGUAAAUCAGCCUUCACAAGAGACCCAGUCCACUAUACAAAUAACAACAUCAGUAGAAGAUAUCGAUGCUGACUCUGAGGACUUCCUCACAAACUCUAUUCUGUUUAAUGUUCCUGCCCCACCUAUUGACUCCACAUUUAAAAAAGGGCCUAUAGUUGGUGGUGCCGGGUUCAGUGCGGCCCCUACCCUUGUGGAACAGCAAAGAGAAGCAUUGACCGAGAGAUUAAGGCGGGAGUUCGGUCUCCUUAUUAGUGAUGAUGAAGAAGAUAAAAAUAAAAAGGGAAUUCCAGGAGCUGAGACAAUAGCAAUGAUUCCACCACCCUUGGUUGAAGUGAAGAAGAAAAGGAAACUACCGCCGCCGCCCCCUCCACCACCGCCGUUACCACCCUCUGGCCCUCUGCCUCCUCCUCCACCUCCAACGAAUGACUUCUUCUAUUACCAACGACCUCCGCCCCCAUCCAAGUUGCAUUGGACUACUUUAAAUUGAGCUAUAAACUUGGGAGGGAAAAAAAGAGGAAAUAAAUUCCUAUUUUCAAGGGAAAUAUUUGUAAAUAUAUUGUAAAGGUCGAGUGUAAUUAGUGGGUGGAGAUGAACUUAUAAUUUAAGUGGAUAAUGUUAAUAUCUUCAAUAUUGUAAAUCUUUUCUUUGCUAUCGUAAUAUUUUUGAAAUUGUUAUUUUAAUUUAUUCAUGAAAUUUAUAUGAUGUACAUUUGUUUUGUACAGGAUAUAGAUUGUACAUGAUAUAUUUUGUAAAGUGAAAACAUAUAAAUAUUUAUAUAUGUACAUACAUAUAUUAUAAAUACAUAAUUUAAAAUUUAUGUAAUUUAUCAGAGCCGGCUUUAAAAUACAUGUAAUGUAUUAAUUUAGGUUUUAAUGAGUGGCUAGCAUUUUAUAUACAUUUAACAAUAACAAUUAUGUUUUUAACCAAAAAUUUGUAGAACAUUAAGCGUUUAUUUUCAAUCAAAAAUACUUAAAUAGAAGAAAGGAGUCGUGAAUAUUUUGUUUAUUAUCUAUGUAAAAUUUGAUUUGUAUAAUAAUGUUUUGUAAAUAAAUAAUGUAAAUAAUAUAUAUAUAGAUUUACAUCUUUAUGAGGGGCGAGUAUUAGGAUCAAAGGCCAUUUGCUUCAAGCUAGCUUUUCUCUCCUACUUCCCACUCCUUAUUUGAUGGUAUCAAAUACAGUCAGUAUAUGUAGUGUGAGUCAAUAUUUUUAUGCCUUUACAUACUAUGUAUACUUGCUGUAUAUGAGUAAAUAAGUUAUAACUUCAAGUUCGAUUGAAUUUGUGAUUUAGUACAAAGCAAUUUAUGAUUUAAUUUUAGCCAUACUAAGUAAUAUUUAAAUUUUUUCUUUAAAAAAUACAUAUAUAUCUAUAUAUUAAUAUAUAAUAUUGUUUCUCAUUUAGCUUAAGAUAAAGAUAUAGAUAUAGAUAAACAAUAUUAUAGGUAGAAUGUGUGUAUAUGUGUUUUUAUAAAAACAUAUAUACACCUUCUUAUACAAGAAGAUUUUUUUAUUGGCGUAGGAUGUGAAUUUAAUAAAUUUAACAGAAUUAAAUAAGAAAAAAAAAAGAUAAAACGAAAAAAAAAAAAAGAAAAACCGGUGAGAGUUGGUUGCCUUUUAUGAGUGCAAUAUAAGGAUACCAUUUGGAAAUCAAGGUGCCAACUUUUUCGGAGUGAAACAGAUAUUUUAAAGUUAAAUCUUAGAAGAGUAUGAACUGGUGAUUUUUGAUCUUAUCAAAGAUCAUAUACUUUAUUAUUGUUAACUUAAUUAUAAGUAUUUUUGUUUAUUUUCUGUUAACGGAUGUGUUAAUACUCACCCCAGUGUCUGUUUAUAGGAUGAAGUUUCUGCUUUAUGAAUAAUGCUGUUUUUUUCUAUGUUUAAUUUAUUUCUUAUUUUUUUAAUUUUUACAUUUGAGACAAUGUGAUAUAUGAGGCAAGAGACAUCACGAUUUUGACAAAUGUCUAUAAGUACAAAUUUUGAACUUAUUUUUUUAUUAAAAAUUGAAACAAAAAAAAAAAUGGAAUCUCUUGCUUAGUAUGGUCUAGGUUGUGCACUAUGUUUUAAUAUGAAUAUUUGACAGUAUGUUUCAAUAUUAUGAUCUCUGUCCCUUCGGAUCAAUCUUGUUUAUUUCUAUGUUAAACGUAGUGAUUUUUCACAAUAACUCAUAUUAACUAUAAAAUUGUAUAUAAAUAAAUUUGAACUAAAUAUUAA
This is a messenger RNA of Nezara viridula (southern green stink bug), 5897 nucleotides long. NCBI's taxonomy places the organism in Eukaryota, Metazoa, Arthropoda, Insecta, Hemiptera, Pentatomidae. The record is from the annotation of a GenBank genome assembly.